AUGUUACUGUGUGUGGCCCUGGUGGUCCGCCUUGUUCUGCUCCUCAGCGGCGCCGGCGUCGUCCCGAGCUUGCUGAGGUUCCUCGUCGCCGCCCUCCUGCGGCUUUUCGGCAUUGUGCUGCACGUUGCCCAUCUCCUCGUCCUCGGGCUUGGGUUUGAAGACGUUGCCGGUGCCACCACGGCCGACAUGGGUGCCAGCACUCGGCUCGUGGCGGGGUACCCUAUUGAAAGGAAGAGGGAACAAAAUGGGCACAGUUAG
Molecule: messenger RNA, 258 nt
Organism: Pyricularia pennisetigena
Lineage: Eukaryota; Fungi; Ascomycota; Sordariomycetes; Magnaporthales; Pyriculariaceae
Exons: 2
Coding region: 1-258 (85 amino acids)
Source: RefSeq, a predicted model, not a curated record